Saccharomycodes ludwigii is the source of this 978-nucleotide messenger RNA. RefSeq names its product Kre1p (gene KRE1). Gene Ontology annotation, biological process: fungal-type cell wall organization. The record is from RefSeq and is a predicted model, not a curated record. The coding region runs from base 1 to 978 and encodes 325 amino acids. The transcript has a single exon. NCBI's taxonomy places the organism in Eukaryota, Fungi, Ascomycota, Saccharomycetes, Saccharomycodales, Saccharomycodaceae.
AUGCUAUUCCAGAAGCCUUUAUUUAAUAUAUUUGCAUUAAUACUACUCUGUCUCUCCAUAAAUUUUCAUGUUGCUAAAGCAGACCAGAAUCUGCUAACUACACAAACUAUUGUUACUACCGAUGCAGCUGGUGUGCAAAUAACACAAACCAAUGUAGUUAAUUUGGCGACUGCUUCUACCGUUGUUGUUACCACCGAUAUCAAUGCGAAUACCGUUACAUUGACUCUAGCUGUGACAGAUGCACGUUUUAAAACUGAAACUACCGUACCAUCUACUUCUUCAUCAUCAAUUGUCACUAUUAGUAGUAGCAGCACUUUAAAUACCUUAUUGACAACAACUUCCAAAUCCACUUCUAAAUUAUUAUCCAAUUCUUUAUCUAGCACAAGUUCACUUGCUACAGCAACAACUGCAACUUCAUCAUCGACUUCAUCAAUUACUAGCAGCAUAUCCUCUAUUUUAUCAGCUUCCAAUAGUGUGUCAUCAGUGGGUUCUUCUUCUGGAAGUAUCACCUCCUCGUCUAGUGGAACAACGUCAACUAGCAAAAAUACAAAUUUAAACCUGAGACCGGACCCAUCCACUGGUUUCACCAAACCACCCUUAUCCGCAGUCACUACACUAUCUGAAGACACCUAUGUCACCAUUACAGAAUCUUCAACCACCUAUACAACCACUAGGGGUAAGACUUCUAAUUUGUGGGUUACUAUUGUCACUUUUGGUCAAACAACCGUCAUCCAAACAACCUUUGCCCAAAGAUUUACCACACAAUACAGUGCUUUGUCAACUCCAUCAUCUGGAGCAAUAGGUUUAGGUACUUUAUCUGGUGAGGUUGGUAUUACUCAAACCGAUAGACAAAUCACUAUUACACCAUCUAAUGCCGCUGCUAUUAAUAAAGUAUUUAAUAACAACAACAAUGGGUUUGUUACAGGUAUUUCUUCAUUGCUUGGGUCUAUAAUUGCGUUAUUCAUGUUCGUUUUGUAG